AUGGUCGUGGAUACAAAUGGAACUUUCAACCACAGCAACAUGAGAUCUUACGCGACAGAGAGAGCGGAAGAGCCUGGCGCAACUAACAUGAUUUCGGAGGCGCUCGUUCCACACUUGCUGAAGAUUGUGCAAGAGGCGGCGGAGGCGGUGUCCCCCACUUCGCAGUCUUCAACUCUGCUGAUGGAGAAUGGCACCAGGUGCGGGGAACAAAUUCGGAACUACGACAAGGUGGAGAAAGUAUUUAUUGGUGCGAUCCUCACCGCGCUCACGCUGUUUACUAUCUGCGGGAACUUGCUGGUGGUGAUUUCGGUGUGCUUCGUGAAAAAGUUGCGGCAGCCGUCUAACUAUCUGAUCGUGUCUCUGGCGGUUGCCGACCUUUCAAUUGCGCUGGCAGUUAUGCCGUUUGUCAGUAUAACGGACCUUAUUGGGGGGCAAUGGGUUUUUGGCCAAGUCUUCUGUAAUGUUUUUAUUGCCAUGGACGUGAUGUGUUGCACUGCAUCCAUAAUGACGCUGUGCGUAAUUAGCAUAGACAGGUACCUGGGCAUAACCAAGCCUCUGACCUACCCUAUGAGGCAGAAUGGCUGUUGCAUGGCCAAGAUGGUGCUGUCCGUGUGGCUCCUCUCCGCCUCCAUCACCCUGCCCCCCCUCUUCGGCUGGGCCCAGAACGUAAACGACAACAAAGUGUGUCUGAUCAGCCAGGACUUUGGUUACACCAUCUACUCCACCUCAGUGGCGUUCUACAUCCCCGUAUCCGUCAUGCUCAUUAUGUACUACCGCAUCUACCGCGCCGCCAAGCUCAGCGCCGCCAAGCACACCAUCACGGGCUUCCCGCGGGAGGAGGAGGACAGCGUGGACUGUGUGUCGGCCACUCUGAGGCUCCACAGGGAGGUGGAGGGGUGCACGCGAUUCUCCCGGCUCAUGAGGAGCAACCGGAGGAACAUGUCCAUCUUCAAGCGGGAGCAGAAGGCAGCAGCCACACUGGGGAUCGUGGUCGGGGCCUUCAGUGUCUGCUGGAUGCCUUUCUUCUUACUGUCCACGGCCAGACCCUUCAUCUGCAGGCCGGACUGCCCUAGCUGUGUGCCCUUGUGGGUGGAGAGGACCCUGUUGUGGCUGGGCUAUGCCAACUCCCUCCUCAACCCUUUCAUCUACGCCUUCUUCAACAGGGACCUGAGGACCACCUACAGCAACCUGCUGCGUUGUCGUUAUCGCAACAUCAACCGCAAGCUGUCCGCCGUCGGGAUGCAACAAGCCCUCAAACUGGUUGAAAAGACUCACUCUGUUAUCUAA
Messenger RNA from Oncorhynchus masou masou (cherry salmon), 1287 nucleotides. RefSeq names its product 5-hydroxytryptamine receptor 7-like. The coding region runs from base 1 to 1287 and encodes 428 amino acids. NCBI's taxonomy places the organism in Eukaryota, Metazoa, Chordata, Actinopteri, Salmoniformes, Salmonidae. The transcript has 3 exons. Gene Ontology annotation, cellular component: dendrite; plasma membrane. Gene Ontology annotation, molecular function: G protein-coupled serotonin receptor activity; neurotransmitter receptor activity. The record is from RefSeq and is a predicted model, not a curated record. Gene Ontology annotation, biological process: chemical synaptic transmission; circadian rhythm; G protein-coupled receptor signaling pathway, coupled to cyclic nucleotide second messenger.